AUUAGGCCGACGCCUGUCUAUCUUGAAGGAUCACCCAUCCGCAGUACGCAUCUACUGGUAUAUUAGUGGAGACCUGCAUUGUGCCCCGUAUUUUGGGAAUCGUACCGUACAGAAGAUUAAGGUGUAACAACCUUUUUCCUUUCGCUCCGGUUUCUCGACGCCGCCGCAUCUCAUCUUUCCUCACACCUCAAGCCGAAGAGUACCACCAUCACCACCACCUUUCGGGCCAUAUCCUCGGCGUUCUCACCUCGGAAUAUCACAACGAUGGAUUUCUACGUCGAACCGGCCGGCCAGGCAUUCCUUACCGAUCGACUUUCAACAUUCCUAAUAGCUCGGCCAGCGCCAGACGGCCGGAUGACGAGAGUUAUCGCGGUCAGCAGUCAAGAAGCCACAAACUGGAUCGUCGCCUAUGCUAUUCUGGUCAGCAUGAUCUUCGUCGCGCUUGCGAAGUUGACCACCAGCAUGGCGCUCGCGAACUUUCCGCUCGGAAGUAGAGGAAAUCAGUAUGUCAUGCUGGUGUCCUUCUACAACGCCAACUCCCCCACCACGGCCGUCACGCAGACCAUAAACUAUAUCCGCCAGGCGCUCUUCAAUUGUCGCCGAGGAUCCAAGUGGGCGGUCGACUGGCCGACUGUUCGCUCCGGGCUCUGCCUCGUGGCCGUAUCCCUCUUGAUGAUCGGAGGCAGCGCAGCGGCCAAGUUCCUCGUCAGCGGAAACCAGCUCAUCGUUAGACGUGCAGCAAGAGCAAACCCGAAUGUGAUGUUCUAUCCCGACCUCGCAUCAUCACGUGAAAGUUCGGACCAGUGGGUGACUGUUCAGCCAGUCAGGGCUGGUGCAGCUUUCCAAGCCCUCGGAAGAGUCGCCGCCUCGCAAUCAAGAGUCCAAGAAGUAGUCCACAUUUCAUCCGAUAUCGCCAACACCACCGACGGACCGUCUUUGUCGUUCCAGUGGAGCUAUGCCAUUACCGGCGAGGACAUGGGGUUGCAGCGGGCUCCGAACCUGAAAUAUUCGGUCACCGGACAAUGCCGCACCCGAUACGACUGGCUCAAUACAACACUACCGAGAUUCGACGUCUAUCCACUUUUCGGAAUACGCGGCUACGACGACGCCACCACGCUCGCCGACGGUGCAAACGGGAUUCCAGGAUGGGUCAACACGUUUCCGCACCCCAACGGAUUGAACCUGAGCAGGGCUGCGGACCACGGCUACGAGUUUGCCAUGGUUCCAAACACCGUCUACCGCUCAACCAACCUGGAGAAUACCGACGAUAUCUGGUACAUGACCGAGGACAAUCCAGAUUACAUCCCGCCGAACGGCACGAACCAGGUCGUGGAGAUAUCGCCGUAUCGCGUGCGGCGUGGCCGGCCGGCGCUCCAAUGCUGGCAGAACGACACCUGGUCGCUCGGCGCCAACUCGGUCUAUUUCGUGGAAGAUCUCAAGGACCUUCCGGGGUUGCAGCUGUCUCCAUUCCUGCGCGACAUCGUGUUCGCACGCGAGUUCGGUUCCCCUCCAUUGAUCCAGAUCGGAAACAAUCUCGGCUUCGCGCGUCUCCAGUCGUCGCUGUAUACCAACGCCAACAGGCGCAACUUCAACGCGCAUUACUCCAACACCACCAGGGAUCUGGAACGGCUCGUCCAGAUCAGCUUCGUGUCGUCGCGUGAGGUCGUCCGCAAUCUGGUCAUGCUCUACAGCUCCCUCGCUAGCCAGGCGGAGGUAAGGAAUGUGGCGGCGGACGACAAUGGACAGGUGCCGUAUGACAACGCGGAUUUUAUCGUCGAGAGUCACGACGUGGCGGCAAUGUCGGUCCUGACGCUGACCAUCACGCCGUGUGUGUGCGCCUUGCUCUGGAUCAUCGUGCUCAUCCGUGGAAAGAUGGAUUACUCCCGUGCGAAGGCCAGGAACGAUGGCGCCAAAUCUCGGCACAAUCUCCGUGCCAUUGCACUCCAGGCAUCGCAGCUCUACCGAUACCUGGACGAGGUGUUGGCGAACGAAGGAGAACCCCGAUGGUCAGGCAGAACUUCGAUGACGCCGUUCGUCAAGGCUCUUCCGGAUCCUGGCGGCUCAUCGGAAGCCGAGCACAGGUCGCCCUUCGUACAGCCGAAGCUCGUCAAGAUCCAGAACACUAAUCUGCCAUCAUCUCCGAACGAAAAGCAAGGCGCUGCAAGCGUUGCACAAACAACGCCGCGCUCAUUCUGGUCGAAGCUGAUGUUCUGGAAGACGGAUGAAAAUACCCCCGCGUACGAGAUUAGGAUGACGCACCAGUGGGAGGAAGUGAAUCUGACCUUUGGUGAUGUGCUGAAGGAUUUAACCAUGUGACCCUAUGUGAUACGAUUUUCCUCGCCCCUCAACUCUGCGUCUCUUUGGAGGGAUUGUUCGCCGAAGAAUUAGUACUUGUUUC
Messenger RNA from Tricharina praecox, 2398 nucleotides. RefSeq lists its product as uncharacterized. Bases 265 to 2316 code for a protein of 683 amino acids. The record is from RefSeq and is a predicted model, not a curated record. NCBI's taxonomy places the organism in Eukaryota, Fungi, Ascomycota, Pezizomycetes, Pezizales, Pyronemataceae. The transcript has 3 exons.